This is a messenger RNA of Frieseomelitta varia, 1446 nucleotides long. Its product is annotated as glyceraldehyde-3-phosphate dehydrogenase 2. The record is from RefSeq and is a predicted model, not a curated record. Gene Ontology annotation, biological process: glucose metabolic process. The transcript is spliced from 5 exons. The coding region runs from base 158 to 1159 and encodes 333 amino acids. Gene Ontology annotation, molecular function: NADP binding; oxidoreductase activity, acting on the aldehyde or oxo group of donors, NAD or NADP as acceptor; NAD binding. Lineage: Eukaryota; Metazoa; Arthropoda; Insecta; Hymenoptera; Apidae.
ACUAUAGCCGAUGGUGUACGAAAAUAAGAAACGGUUACAGCGCAUAUGCCUAGAAUUGAUACCGGUUAUAUUACCGUUCUCUGCCCUUCAAAUGACACUGCUUUUGGAAUAAGCGUAGCGUUCACAUUGUUGUUUCAUUUGCACAGAAGACUACGACAUGAGCAAAAUUGGGAUUAACGGAUUUGGCCGCAUUGGCCGUCUUGUACUUAGAGCUUCGCUUGAGCGCGGUGCCCAGGUUGUGGCCAUUAAUGAUCCCUUCAUUGGUUUGGAUUAUAUGGUAUAUAUGUUCAAAUAUGACUCCACUCAUGGAAGAUUCAAGGGAGAAAUAAAAGCUGAAGAUGGCUGCUUAGUUGUCAAUGGUAAUAAAAUUGCUGUGUUCAGUGAGCGUGAUCCAAAAGCUAUUCCAUGGGGAAAAGCUGGAGCAGAAUACGUCGUAGAAUCCACUGGUGUCUUUACUACAAUAGAUAAAGCUUCUGCUCAUUUGGAAGGUGGUGCAAAGAAAGUUAUUAUUUCUGCACCAUCAGCUGAUGCACCUAUGUUUGUUGUCGGUGUUAAUUUAGAUGCUUAUGACCCAAGUUAUAAAGUUAUUUCUAAUGCUUCUUGCACUACUAAUUGUCUAGCACCUCUUGCUAAAGUUAUUCAUGACAAUUUUGAAAUCGUUGAGGGUCUUAUGACUACUGUGCAUGCUAUUACUGCUACUCAAAAAACUGUUGACGGACCUUCUGGAAAGUUGUGGCGUGACGGUCGUGGUGCUGCACAAAAUAUUAUUCCCGCUGCAACUGGAGCAGCUAAAGCUGUUGGCAAAGUUAUUCCAGCUCUUAAUGGAAAAUUGACUGGUAUGGCAUUCCGUGUACCGGUACAUAAUGUGUCAGUUGUUGAUUUAACGGUUAGACUUGCCAAACCUGCAAGCUAUGAUGCUAUUAAAGCUAAAGUAAAGGAAGCUGCUGAAGGGCCGUUGAAGGGAAUUUUGGGAUAUACGGAAGAUGAGUUAGUAUCUUCCGAUUUUAUUGGUGAUAACCAUUCCAGUAUUUUUGAUGCUAAAGCCGGUAUAUCUUUGAAUGAUAACUUUGUCAAGUUAAUUUCAUGGUACGAUAAUGAAUUUGGUUAUUCUAACCGCGUAAUUGAUUUAAUUAAAUACGUACAAACGAAAGACAACUAAAAUUUUACGUCUAUUUAUAUGUAACAACUCGUAAAUUGUUCUAUAUGAUAAUGUUAUAUGAAUAUAUCGUUAUUGUAUGGAUAUUUCAAAUUAAAUAUCAGUAGAAAAUCCAACCAACUGAAUAAACUGAAAUUAAGAAUAUUUUUAGUAAAAGUAAAGUUUUUUUCCGCACAUAAUAAAUAGUUGCAACUAAUAAUACAUAGGUAUUGAUUAUCAAAACAAGUACAAAAGAAAACAGAUUUUAGGAUUUGUCACGUUACGGAUUACAUAAUUUGAAUUUUUGUCUA